Messenger RNA from Lates calcarifer (barramundi perch), 1694 nucleotides. RefSeq names its product SAM pointed domain-containing Ets transcription factor. The coding region runs from base 377 to 1372 and encodes 331 amino acids. Gene Ontology annotation, molecular function: DNA-binding transcription factor activity, RNA polymerase II-specific; sequence-specific DNA binding. Gene Ontology annotation, biological process: cell differentiation; regulation of transcription by RNA polymerase II. The transcript has 6 exons. Gene Ontology annotation, cellular component: nucleus. The record is from RefSeq and is a predicted model, not a curated record. Lineage: Eukaryota; Metazoa; Chordata; Actinopteri; Centropomidae.
CACCCAGUCACUUGCCCUGACUCCUUCUCACUUUGUACACACCCCCAGCAGGUGCUUUCACUUGUAAUUUAGUUUGCAGUUGGGCUUUAGGCUGUGACUUUCAGGUUAAGUGCAAUUGUACCAAAGAGCCUGGGAGGGUCAGAGACCUUGGGGCUGAGGGCUCUGCGGCAGUGAUCGGGGGGAGAGAUUGAACAGAUUGAGGGGUUCCCUCUGCCUGCUGCACCUCUGUAGCGCCGGGACUGAGGCAAGCGUUUGGUCAGAAACAAGACAAGAGUUCAUCUUUCAUCCUGAACAGAACCAGAGCUGCGCUGCAUCUACCAUCAUCCACUCAAGUCUUUGCCUCUGGCCAUCAGAGCAUCUUUGCCUCGGUCCAGUUAUGUCAAACUCAGUGGGCAGUUUAUCGGAAGGCACAGUGUACGGGUCCCGGAUUGGGAUGACAGAGGACUCCCUCACUAUUCUGGAGAGAAACAGGGGCUCUGGAGAGCCCUGGGACAUGGGGGAGACCAAACCGAAUGUGGAAACUCUAGAGCGUGGUCUUUACCUCUCCUGCUUUGACAUGCUUCUCACUGAAGAUGCGGCGUGGCUCGUGAAAGUUUCAGAGGCCUCCCAGACGCUGGCCGUACCCAUGGCUCACAUGGAGCCCCGGGAAGAGCCAGAGCAGUGCCCCGUCAUCGACAGCCAGGAACAGGGACUCUCUCCGGGGCUGGAGGGCCAGGAGGAGGAGCGGUCUCUGGAGCAGGUGCAGAGCAUGGUGGUGGGAGAAGUGCUGAAGGACAUUGAAACAGCCUGCAAACUGCUCAACAUCCCCCCAGAUCCUAUAGAGUGGAACACAGGGAAUGUGCAGAAGUGGCUGCUGUGGACCGAACAUCUGUACAGGUUGCCUCACGCAGGAAAAUCUUUCCAGGAGCUGACGGGAAAGGACCUUUGUGUCAUGAGCGAGGAGGAGUUUCGCCAGCGCUCGCCGCUCUGCGGGGACACGCUGCAUGCACACCUGGACAUAUGGAAGUCAGCUGCCUGGAUGAAAGAGAGGUGUUCAGUUGUAGAUACCAAAACUACAGGCAACGAAGAGCUUUGGUCUGAAGCAGAUUCAUCCUGUUCAGGUCAGCCUAUCCAUCUGUGGCAGUUCCUCCGAGAACUCCUGCUCAAACCUCACAGCUAUGGACGCUGCAUCCGCUGGCUCAAUAAAGAAAAAGGUAUUUUUAAAAUUGAAGACUCAGCUCAUGUUGCGAGACUGUGGGGACUCAGAAAGAACCGACCGGCUAUGAACUAUGACAAACUGAGCCGCUCCAUACGUCAGUACUACAAGAAGGGCAUAAUCCGUAAGCCUGACGUGUCUCAGAGACUGGUGUACCAGUUUGUUCACCCAGUAUGAGGCUGCAGCAGAGUGGGAGGAGAAGGAGGAGGAGGAAGAGAUGGAAACCUACAAAUUAAAAGGACACACUAUCCGACCAUGCACUUGAACACCUAAGUCCUGAGAUGAAAAGAUGACAGGAGACACAUGCACUGACCAACCCCAAUGGCACACACUUCCACUGCCAGCACAGAACAGCUGGCAGCCACUGCAUGAAGGCAGAUCUGUGCAUGGGCCGAGAGGAAGAGUCAAACCAGUGUGGCUGCUGAGGCUUUUUCCUGCUGCACAAUGAAACAACCAGAGAUUUUUAAAAAGAUGAAAAAUAAAAUGAACUGCCUUUUCA